GCCACCUACAACAAACACACGCGCGCGCUCGUGCACGCGCGCACACCUCCUCUUACCUCCUCGCGCUCAGAGCUGCCCAGACUUGAGGGAAGAAUGGCGGCUCCUCGGACCUUCUUCAUCUCUCUCUGCGGCUUGUUUCUGCUUCUGUAUUUCUGCUGCGGAUCUACGACCUCCAGCAGCAGGAGGACGAACCAGGAGCGAUGCGGCUUCAAGGCGCAGGCUGGUGUAGACGGUCGCAGGUUGGCCGUUGCCUUCAGAGCUGAUAACUGCUCAUUAAACUACCCACUGGGGAAACAUGUGAUUCAUGAAGUCACCAACAUUUCCUUCAGCCAUCUGGCCUGUGAGGAUCAGGCUGCUGUGGUCGUCCACUGGUCUGCAAGUCCACUAGGGAUUGAACACAUUAAAGGCUUCAGAGUUUACCUGGAGGACAAGAACCCAGAGGGCAAACGGUGUCAGCACCUGAUCCUCAAAGAUCCUCGACAGCUCAACUACUCCUACAGGAACACGAAGCUGAGCAGUCAGCCGUUCACUGGUUUGACAUUUGACACUGAUUACCUGGUUCGAGUUGUUCCCUUUCCAUCUCUGAUGAAUGAGAGUUUCUUCCCUCCAUCCUUCCUCCGGACCAACUCAUGUGAAGUCCUCUUGAGAUCGGACAACCUGGUCUGUAAACCAUUCUGGAGACCAAAGACUCUGAACAUGUCUCAGCUUGGAUCGACCCUUCACGUGGCCUUCGAUCAGGCUCCGGCCUCCUUCGGCUUCCACUUCUACUACCUGUACUACAAACUCCGGCAGGACGGACCCUUCAGACUGCAGCGCUGCAAACCAGAUGUGAACCAGCCCAGAGCGACAUGCAUCCUCCAGGAUGUCACUCCAGGGACCUACACUAUAGAGCUAAGAGAUGAUGGUAACACAACCAGGAGACAAACUCAGUACCACGUCAGCCAAGUCCACUCCCCCUGGGCGGGGCCUAUCCGUGCCAUGGCCAUCACGGUGCCUCUGGUCAUCAUGUCUGCCUUCGCCACCCUCUUCACUGUCAUGUGUCGUAAGAAGCAGCAAGAAAACAUCUACAGUCAGUUAGACGAGGAGAGCAGCGAGUCGUCCAAUCAAAGCGCUGCGUUGAACGCUGAUCGGCCAUGGCCCCGCCCCAAAGUCUUCAUCUGCUACUCCAACAGAGACUGCCCCAAACACACCAGCGUCAUCCAGAGCUUCGCCUACUUCCUACAGGACUUCUGCAACUGCGAGGUUGUGUUCGACCUGUGGGAACACCUGGAGAUGUGUAAAGAGGGGCAGAUGUCGUGGCUCAGCCGGCAGCUGGAUGAAGCAAACUUUAUCAUCACUGUCUGUUCCAAAGGCCUACGCUACUACAUGGAGAAGAAGAGCCGCAGAGGAAAGACGCCGGUCAAUCGUCGUCACAACAGCAGCAGCAGCAGCAGCAGCUCCACUGUGAUUGGUGGGUCAGGCGGUGACCUGUUUGUUGUGGGUGUGGCCAUGAUUGCAGAAAAGCUGCGGCUGGCGAAGCAGAGCGACAGGGACGGAGCUCAGGAGCUGAACCGCUACAUGACGGUUUACUUCGAUUACUCGACAGAAAACGACAUUCCCACCAUGCUGAGUCUGGCUCCCAGGUUUAAGCUGAUGGACCAGCUGCCUCAGCUCUUCAGUCAGCUCCACUCCAGUCAGUCCAGUCUGGCUGAGCGUGAGCAGCAGCCGCUCAACGUCUCCAGGAGGAACUACUUCAGGAGCAAGUCCGGACGCUCGCUCUACAUCUCCAUCUGCAACAUGCACCAGCACAUCAGCCAGAACCCCGACUGGUUCGAGAAGCAGCUGACUCCUGCAGGAGGCUCCUCCUCCGAGUCCUCCUCCAAACAGCUUCCUCUGCCUGCUGCUCCAAGUCCUCCCCCAAAGCCUCCCUGCUGCUCCUCAUCUCAGGCUGAGCAGCGGUUUGACUCUGGCCUGGUGCUGAAUGAGGUGGUGGUGAGAACGCUGCCGCUGGAGGGCAGCGACACAACGCCCAGGAGGAACAUGCUCCUGCUGGCCCCGGGCUCCAGCUCUAGCCUCAGCCUUGGCCCAAGUCCCAGUCCUGGUCUGUGUCCCAGUCCUGGUCUGUGUCCCAGUCCUGGUCCCUGUCCCGGUCCUGGUCCUGGUCCCUGUCCCGGUCCUGGUCCCUGUCCCAGUCCUGGUCCCUGUCCCAGUCCUGGUCCCUGUCCCGGUCCCAGCCUGCCCCGCUGCUCACUGGGAGCCGCUUCAAGGUCCACUUCUGGAAUAGCUGGACUUUUACCGGAGGAGCCUUCCUCCUCAUCUUCCUCUUCCUCUUCACCUCCCCCCAUUCUGCAGGAUGAGGUGUGUCCUGACCCCGCCCAGGCAGAGGAGAGCUGUCCAUCUGCUCCAGAGGUCCCACCUCCUCGUGAUUCGGGCAUCUAUGAUUCGUCUGUCCCCUCCUCAGAGCUUUCUAUCCCUCUAAUGGAAGGACUGUCACAUGACCAAGCAGACUCCUCCUCCCUGGCUGACAGCGAAUCGUCUUCUUCUGGGCUGGGAGACGAGGAGCUGCCGGCGGUCGUGUCGCUCUGCUGCAGCUCUGUGACGGAGUGUAAAGCUGAGCUGCACCACCAUCAUCACAGCGACUCUCUCACUCCUGUGGCACUGAUGUAGAGGACGCCAGCAGCCAAUCAGUGAGGACCAGCCCAGUGAUGUCAUCACAGGGCCAGAAGUGUACUUGGCUGUACUGGUCUUUUCUGGUCUGUACUGGUCUGUACUGUCAUUGCCAAUCAAACAUAACUGGAAGAAUGAGAAGACACUGGAGGGUCACAUGUUCUCAUCAGCGAUGGGAGUUCUAUGUUGUAGAACUCUCCUUUUCAUUGGCAGUGGUAACCAUGGAGACAGUACUUUCUGGUAAUCAUGAUAACCACUGAUUUUAGAGCUGUAGUCCUUGUGAACUGUGACAAACACCACUCUGUUUUUUUGAACACUGUUCCCUGGUAACUAUGGAGACCACUGUAUUCUGGAACUCCAGUCCCCUGUGUUUAUGGUAACGGUGGUGUUCUGCAGCGUUGGUCCCUGGUAACUAUAGUAACCCCCGAUGUCUAGGACAGUAUUCCAGGGUAACUGUGGUAACCACUGGGUAGUAGAACAUUGGUCACAUUUAUCUGUGGUAACUCCUGCAUUCUAGGGCAUUAGAACAUGUAGCUGUGGUAAAUAGUGUGUUCAGGAACACAGAUCCCUGUGACGAUGGUAGCCUCUGCAUUUUUACAACAACAGUCCUCUUAACUGUAACCACAGCAUUCUGGGACACUACUUCUUGGUGUAACUAUGGUAAUGACUACAUUUUGGAAUGCCAGUCCAGGUGGUUAUGGUAACGACUGAGUCCUAGAACAGUAGUCCCUUGUCACUGUGGUAACCACUGGGUUGUAGGACGUUUGUCACUGGUAACUAUGGUAACCACUGCCUGCUGAUAGAACAAGUACUGUAACCAACUGAUUGAUUGAUUGAUUGAUCGAUUGAGUUCUAGAAUGCUGACAACUAUGGUAACCACUAAGUUCUGGAACACUUAGCCCUGGUAACCGCUGCAUUUUAGAGUGGUUGUCUUAGUAACCUCUGAGUUCUACAACCAUAGUCCCUGUCGCUCAGUUGUACAACGUUUGGUCACAGGUAGCCAUGGUAACUGCUGGGUUCUGAAACUUUACUCCCUGGUAACAAUGGUAGUGACUGUGUUUGUCCAAAUCGCCAUGGCAACCGCCUUGUUCUGUAGCGAUGAUAAUUCCAGUAUCUGUGGGAAACAUGAAGUUCAGGACCACUGCUCCCUGGUAUCUCUGGUAAGCAGGUCGUCUAGAGUGAUAGUCUCUGGUAACUAAGGAGCUUUGUACCACUAAUCCGCCUGCUUGGAGGGUUUGAAGGACUGGAUCUCCAGAUGAGUUGAAACCAAAGCGUACCUCGAUGGAUUGGUUGCUUGAUUAGUAACGGCUGACGGUGGGUGGAAGUCUGUUACCAAAACAAGACGCUGAAACCAACUGAUUGUUCUGAUCUUGGAUGCAGAAAUGCAGGAAGUCACAGGACUGCAGACAUGUUCAGAUGUGACCCAGCUACAGCAUCUGACAUCUUCAGAGCAGCUGAACUAGAGGCUGCUGAACACAUCAGCGCAGAAAGGGCACAACAGGAUGCAUUUUCUAUUAUCAUUUGUAAUAUUCUCAACAUUUGGGACCCAAACCAACUCAAUACUUAACAAUUUGCAGAAAACCUGAACAUGAAUACCGUUUAUAAAGUUUCUGUUUUUCACUUACAUCUGCGCUUUUAUAUUAGGAGUAGAAGGUGAUGGAGUAUUGUAGGACUGUUAAAGAGCUGUCAGCAGUGGUACUUCAACCUAAUAAUGUGACAUAAUACAGUGGAAGAGUGUAAAUCUGUUUGUUGUGAACUGAGAAGUUGUUUCUUUUCGUUGCAGAAAGUGGCAAAGAUGAUGGCGCUUCAGUUUUAAAAAUGACCACAUGACUUUAAAUAUACCCAGUUGUGCCUGAAAAAUGACCUGCUUAUCAAGUGUGUGAUGGGAUUCUGUCAGACGUCAAAUUUAGGAGAAAUUAAACAAUUUUUAAAAAAACUUUUUAUAUCAAAAUUCAGAAAUGGCAAUCCAUUCAUUUCUCUUAGAGAAUUUUUAUAUAAACAGAAUAAUUCCAGGCUUUUUCUUGUAAAUCUUUUUUAUUUCCUGACAGGAAUGUGCAGUUAUUGAUCCCUUGUACAUAUGUCCUGAUAGGCAGAGGACACCGAGGAUCAGCGGCUGCACUAAUUUUGUUUUCUGGAUCACAAACCUUGAGUUCAGUGUGCUUUAAGUUUUUAUAAACUCCUUUUAAAGUCCGUUUUCUGAGUUGCUGCUGACGGCUUUUGGUUCAUCUACAGAUGUGUUUGUUGGAAGGAUAGUUGGAGCAUUUCCCACUUGUAAAUAUUUGUAUUUUACUCUGAAAAUGUCUAAUCUGAUUUUAUUUUGUAUAGACUGUUAUUUCAGUAUUUUUUUUAAUUUUUUAGAAAUGUACUGUUUUAUAGUACCUUAAUUUAGGAAAUAAAUAAAUCAGUCCACACAAACAUUCUUCUUUUCAUAUUUUCUUUCAGUCACAGACUACUGGGAGUUUGUAGGAUUUCUCGGUAGCUCAUAGAUUCUUACAUUUGUUGCAGGAUGUAAAGCUUUUUAUCAGAUAACCAGGAGGUAAUGCUGCUGCAUCAUAACCACUUAUUUAACAACCCUAUUGAACCAUUUGUAUCUCAUUUGAUCCAUUUGUUUCUGAGACCUUUUAUCUCAUCAACAGGAUGAGCAGUUUCCUUAAAAACCUGUUGUCUAUAACCUGGUGCAUGUAUUCUGCCCCCUUGUGGAUCAUCGCUCCACUACUGGCAGCUGAAGUCGUUUUUUGCCCCUUUUUAAAAUGGCUACUCGUCCACACACAUUUUUUUUUUGGAACAUCAUUGCUAGUUUUCAAGAAGUAACGGUAAAAAUAACAUCUACAUUAUUACUCCUUUUUUAAAAUAACUAUUUUCUGCAUUGAAAGAAUCCAUAUUUGCUGAGUAAUUCAUUGUUUAUCUUGCAGGUAACUCAUAUUAAAAUGUGUGUAUCAGAUGCGAUACUCCAGGAUUAUAACAUGCUUUUUCCUGAAUGUAACAUGUUUGUAAUGCAAUCUACAAUAUACCAAUGAAAAUACAAGCGCACACUAUUUUGAUGCCUUAA
Molecule: messenger RNA, 5695 nt
Organism: Acanthochromis polyacanthus (spiny chromis)
Lineage: Eukaryota; Metazoa; Chordata; Actinopteri; Pomacentridae
Gene: il17rd
Product: interleukin 17 receptor D
Exons: 16
Coding region: 94-2646 (850 amino acids)
Molecular function (GO): interleukin-17 receptor activity
Source: RefSeq, a predicted model, not a curated record